CCCCAAAUUAGCGUACCAUACAUCAAGAUGGCAGCUUCCACAGAAAACAUGAUUAAAAAACAUUUCGAGAAGAAUUGUCGAACAAAAGAACAUAAUGGGGUUCACUCAUCGAAAGUUCACUCUGUAGCAUGGAAUUGUGAUGGCACUAUGCUUGCAUCCGGAUCGUUUGAUAGAAAUGUUUGUGUCUUUUCGCUGGAUAGAGAUAGGAUGACCAGAGAAGCAACGUACAAGGGUCAUGUCGGCAGUGUGGAUCAGUUGUGCUGGCAUCCCAGAAAUCCAGAUGUGUUUGUGACCGCAUCGGGAGACAAGACGAUCAGGAUAUGGGAUACCAGGUCUGCCAAGUCUAUAUCAACUAUAGCUACAAAGGGUGAGAACAUCAACAUUUGCUGGAGUCCUAACGAGCAGUACAUCGCUGUCGGCAACAAGGAUGACCUUGUGACCUUUGUAGAUGCUAGAUCUAAUCGUAUCAUCAGCGAGGAACAAUUUAAGUAUGAAGUGAAUGAGAUCUCUUGGAACAACGACAGUGAUCUUUUCUUUUUAACGAAUGGGCAUGGUCACAUAAACAUCCUAAGCUUUCCAGACCUGAAACCUCUGCAGGAACUCAGUGCUCACCCAGCCAACUGCAUAUGCAUUGAGUUUGAUCCAACGGGAAGGUACUUUGCCACUGGAAGUGCCGAUGCCCUGGUGAGCCUUUGGGAUGUUGCCGAGCUGGUUUGUGUCAGGACCUUCUCAAGGUUAGACUGGCCUGUGCGUGCCUUGAGCUUCAGUCACGAUGGGCAGCUCUUGGCUUCUGCCUCUGAAGAUCUCAUCAUAGAUGUGGCUCAUGUGGAAACAGGUGAAAAGGUAACAGAAGUCCACUGCGAAUCGCCGACCUUCACUGUGGCCUGGCACCCCAAGAGGUACCUGCUUGCAUUCGCUUGUGACGACAAGGACAAGUAUAACAGAGAGAGGGAUGCGGGUAGCAUCAAACUGUUUGGAUUACCCAGUGAUUGAUGACAAGAACACCAUGGCAACUUGUGAUCAGAACUCUUGAUGUAGAGGAUUUAAUAAUAAACAAUGCAAAAGCCAACUGUGACAGAUGACAGAAGGGCUCUGGCAACAUUUGCUCCAAUGGAUAGUCUGCACGUUAAGCCGAACAUGAAGCCUAACCUUCAAACUUAAUAAACACUAACAGGAAAUAAUUUCACUUCUCAAAUAUGAUUAGCAUUUGUGGUUGUUAGAGAAAAGCUUUCAACUAUGUUCUGUACAGUUCUAUGUAAAAAAUUGCUACACAAGUGAAAUUUUGUGUAGCAGUCCUAAAAUUACGUGGAGCAAAUUGCGAUGCGAUACCAGGAAAAUUAUUCCCUGAGUAAUUCUUAUCUUUUAUGUAUAUCAAAAAGAACUGUUGCUGUUCUAGCGCAAUGAGGGUCUCUAGACAAUGUGUGCGCUCAAUAAGACAUCACUAUUAUUAUUAUUAAUUAUCAUUUCCAUUAUUUCUGAACCAAAAACUCUAUUACAAUCCUAACUCUAACCCUAUGCCCUCUGAAAUAUUGAGAGAGGAGCAUAUGUCAGGUCACCGACAGAAGAUGUAAUGAAGGUAUUGAAAGUUGGUGUCUAAAGGCAGUCCGUUGGCAGUGAAAGUGUGUUUCUUUGGUGUCCAGUGCAGAUUUGUGUAUUCAGAGAUAUCCUCAUGGUCAAGACUAGCUUGGAAACGCAUUUGACGAGCAAAGUAUACAAGAGGCUACAGAAGUUCAGCUGAUGCUAGGUGCAACAUAACAUUCAGAAAGCAUUUUAUGAAGAAGAGUCUUUGUCAGUGGUUUUCACUGACUCCUGUUAUAAGCUACCAAAAUCUUUCUAUCUGAUUGGCUUAGAGGAAAUAUAUCAGUGAAAAUCACAGAAUGAUUUUUUUCAUGAAAUGUUCUCAAUGACAGUCCGCUGGCCAUGCCAUACUGCAUUACUGUCAUGGGGUAGCUGGGUGCAUAGCAAUAUAUGCUGAGGGGAGAUUUUGGCCGACUAUCAGUUUAUUUUUUUACCAGACCUUGAGAUAAGCUUUUUGUGGCACCACCAUUCUCAAACUUUGCUCAAAUAUGAUAUUCACCAAUCGAUUGCCUUUUGAUUGAUAAACCAUCUUGUUGAGAAAAUAUUUUCUUUUUUUAUGAAAAUGAUUAACGAGCUAGGAUAUUUGUUUCAUAUUUUUAAGAGACUCCAAAGAUACGGUUGCCGCAAGAAUGUGUACAGUGGUAAAGGGGACUUGAGGUGUCACUUGUUCUAAUCUCAGUAUGUCCACAGCCAAUUAACCUAAUACUUGUAACAUCUUGUCCAUUUUCCACUUGGCCCACUUAUAGUUUAACCUACUUUCCACUUGCCAAUUUCUUCUUGUAUCACUCUUAGCCAGACACCGUUUGGUGUGUCUGAAUAGGGUAACAAGUUACAAACUUAGUCAAUAUCAGGUUAAGUAGAAAAAGUGAAUAAAAGUGAUGGAUUGGAUUGAAAAGCAGUUUUGCCAAGGUGGUGGAUGGUCAAAACAAUUGAUUUCCCCUUACUGAAGAUGCAAGACAAUCUAGGAAUGGUACCAAGUCAUGAAAAACAUCUUGAGCAAAAUCUAUCCCCCAAAUAUGUUGUAGUUGUCACCAAAGUCAUAUAUCUUUUUGUGAAAAGGCCUGUUGGUAUGAGCGACUGUAAUCUUAUGUCAUCUAAUGAGUAUGACUCAGUAAGCAAGCAAAGUUUACUUCUUUUUUUUUUUUUUACUUAAAUGAUCAGUGGCAAAUCUCUGCUGCAUGUAUUUCAUUCCAUAAGUAAAGGCCACCGCACACCUUACGACUGUUCGCGAUCCGAUUUUAGAAUAAAACGUAGUAGAAUUUGAUGCUAAUAUUGAGACAUGGAAUGUCUUCAAGUGUAAUGUUCUAAAUCAUUGUACGAAUACCUAUGUUCAAAUCCUUGACUAUGCCAUCAUCCUUCUUAAAAUAAAAGCAAAUUUAAUAUCUAGUCGUAAUGACGUCAUAGCAGUCGUACGAUUGACUACGAUCUGAAACUAAUUUGGCCUUUACUCCAAAAUAAAGGCUUGCAAUCUUUCAAAAUGGUUAUAUUAGUAUUCUUUCAAUUAAUUUUAACCUCAAAUGAAAUAUGUUCCAUUCACAUUUUCAGAAAAUGAGGUGUGCGGUGGCCUUAAGUGAAUUAAGCAACAGAAAUGUUCUGUUAGUCCACAACGCAAUCUAUUUUAGAGAGAAUUCAACUAUGAUAUAUCUUUGAAUCAAAAUGGAGGUGAAUGUUUUUCAUUGUAGUCAACAUGGAAUAAGUUGUAAGGAUGUAACAUCGUAUUCAGUAUGGCAUAGACAGUUUGACCAACAAAUUUAAGUACAAGUAUGUAUUUUCAUAAAAUCCUAUUCCAAAGAAUUUCUUUUAAAAAGUUGAAAACAAACACCUUGUCAUAUUUUUCUCAAAGCUUCCCCAGGUUAAAUUCUGUAAAUUAUUUUUUUUAAGGGUCAAUCUUAAUUGCCAAUUCUCACGCAUUUGUAUUUUUACAAGCCAUGACAAUUGACAAAUUGAUUGACCAACAUUUUUGGAGAAAUUUUCAAAGUUUCUUUAUAAGUAUUUCUCACAUGUUUUGUGUUUCAUACUCGUCAUACUGUAUAUGUUCUGUAAAUAAUUUUAGUAAAAAAAAUAAAAAUGAUACUGGAAAGUAUACUUGUAGAAAACA
This is a messenger RNA of Lytechinus pictus (painted urchin), 3676 nucleotides long. RefSeq names its product THO complex subunit 3-like. Gene Ontology annotation, molecular function: protein binding. Gene Ontology annotation, biological process: mRNA export from nucleus. Gene Ontology annotation, cellular component: THO complex part of transcription export complex. The record is from RefSeq and is a predicted model, not a curated record. Lineage: Eukaryota; Metazoa; Echinodermata; Echinoidea; Temnopleuroida; Toxopneustidae. The coding region runs from base 28 to 993 and encodes 321 amino acids. The transcript has 6 exons.